AUGAUAUCCGUGAUCUCCGUUAACCUCACGAAAAGUGUCAAUCAGCAGUCAGAGUGCCCCACGGCUUGCGUUGUUCAAAAAGAAAAAUCUUACCAGCAAUAUCAGAUAGCAUUGAAUCAGGCUGUACCUGCGCUUCAGAAUCAUCCAGAUGAACUAUACUCGUUAUCCAUGCAACAACCCGCACAGGUCGUCUUUCCUGUUGCUGCGCCGGUUAUGGCAAUCCAUUGCAGCAAAGUCCAAGUGCUGCUGUGGGAACACACACAUUUCGAGGGGAAAAAUGCUGUAACAUUGAUACCAAGCACUGCGCAAAGACAAAAGUUCUUAGAAGAGCACAAGUUACAAGCAUUACACGGCAACGGCCGAUUCUAUCUUAUCGAUGGAUUGAAGGACCUACGAAGAAAGGUCGAUAGUGCUUGGAAAAUUCAGAAAAAUGGAGGAAGCUAUAACUCUCUAUCUAGUAUGGCUGGCAAAUGGAGAAAACUUUCUGAAAUUGGAAAGUGA
This is a messenger RNA of Necator americanus (New World hookworm), 501 nucleotides long. RefSeq lists its product as uncharacterized. The transcript is spliced from 6 exons. Lineage: Eukaryota; Metazoa; Nematoda; Chromadorea; Rhabditida; Ancylostomatidae. The record is from RefSeq and is a predicted model, not a curated record. The coding region runs from base 1 to 501 and encodes 166 amino acids.